This is a messenger RNA of Carica papaya (papaya), 1755 nucleotides long. RefSeq names its product UDP-glucose 6-dehydrogenase 1-like. The record is from RefSeq and is a predicted model, not a curated record. Gene Ontology annotation, cellular component: nucleus. Gene Ontology annotation, molecular function: NAD binding; UDP-glucose 6-dehydrogenase activity. Gene Ontology annotation, biological process: glycosaminoglycan biosynthetic process. Lineage: Eukaryota; Viridiplantae; Streptophyta; Magnoliopsida; Brassicales; Caricaceae.
GUAAGCUGUUUGGAAAUCAGUUGAAUGUUCCAGUUCAGCUUUUGAAUCUGACUUUGCUUGGUUUUGAGAAAGUACAUACAGAAAUAAAAUUGGAAAAUCUGAGGUUGUAAGAUUAACUGAAGAAGAUGGUGAAGAUCUGCUGCAUUGGAGCUGGUUAUGUUGGAGGUCCAACAAUGGCAGUAAUUGCCCUCAAGUGUCCGUCAAUUGAAGUAGCUGUUGUCGACAUAUCUACUGCUCGAAUCUCAGCCUGGAACAGUGACCAGCUCCCCAUUUAUGAGCCAGGUCUUGAUGAUGUAGUCAAGCGAUGCAGAGGCAAGAACCUGUUCUUCAGCACUAAUGUGGAGAAACAUGUUGCAGAGGCAGAUAUAAUCUUUGUUUCUGUCAACACUCCGACAAAAACCCGAGGCCUCGGGGCUGGAAAAGCCGCAGACUUGACCUACUGGGAAAGUGCUGCCAGGAUGAUUGCUGAUGUCUCAAAAUCCAACAAGAUUGUUGUUGAGAAAUCAACAGUUCCCGUGAAAACUGCUGAGGCAAUUGAAAGGAUCCUGACCCACAACAGCAAGGGAAUAGACUAUCAGAUUCUAUCAAAUCCAGAAUUUCUUGCUGAGGGAACUGCAAUUCAGGACCUUUUGAAUCCAGAUAGGGUUCUGAUAGGUGGGAGAGAAACAUCUCAAGGGCAAAAAGCAAUUCAUGCGUUGAAAGAUGUUUAUGCUCAUUGGGUACCAGCAGACAGAAUCCUGUGCACUAAUCUCUGGUCAGCCGAGCUUUCGAAGCUUGCAGCCAAUGCUUUCUUGGCACAGAGGAUUUCUUCUGUCAAUGCAAUGUCAGCUCUGUGUGAAGCAACAGGAGCAGAUGUAUCACAGGUCUCUUAUGCCAUUGGCAAGGACACCAGAAUUGGACACAGGUUCCUGAAUGCCAGUGUUGGUUUUGGUGGGUCUUGUUUCCAGAAGGACAUACUUAAUUUGAUCUAUAUUUGUGAAUGUAAUGGCCUGCCCGAAGUUGCUAACUACUGGAAACAAGUCAUCAAGAUCAAUGAUUACCAGAAGAUGCGAUUCGUGAACCGGGUAGUCUCUUCCAUGUUCAAUACAGUCUCAGCCAAGAAGAUUGCUAUUCUGGGAUUUGCCUUUAAGAAGGAUACUGGUGACACGAGGGAAACUCCAGCUAUCGAAGUCUGCAAAAGGCUGUUAGAGGAUAAGGCACAGUUGAGUAUCUAUGACCCACAAGUCAAUUUGGAGCAGAUUCAGAGGGAUCUGUCAAUGGAAAAAUUUGACUGGGAUCAUCCUAUUCACCUUCAGCAGCCACUAAGCCCAAAUACCACGAAGCAAGUGAAGGUGAGUUGGGAUGCUUAUGAGGCAACAAAGGAUGCUCAUGGAGUCUGCAUUUUGACUGAAUGGGAUGAAUUUAAGACGCUCAAUUACCAGAGGAUUUUCAAUAAUAUGCAGAAGCCUGCAUUUAUUUUUGACGGACGGAACAUCAUAGAUGUUGCCAAGCUGAGGGAGAUUGGAUUUAUUGUGUACUCAAUUGGGAAGCCAUUGGAUCCUUGGCUUAAAGACAUGCCUGCAGUAGCUUAAAGCUGGUGCAGUUGGUUUAAGCUGGAACUCAAAAGAACAUGGAGAGAUGAAUGCGUUUUUCUCCAUACAUUUUCUUGUUUCUAUAUAAUAAGUUACUCUUUCUGUUGUUGUCACCAAAAUACAGUUUAGAUUGCUGAAAUAUAUGUUAUAAUAGCUACCUACUUUAAUUUCCUCUUGUAAGAGU